CAGUAAACCUCGACCCAGUGGCAGGAAGUUUCCGCUCCUGAUCACUUGCAGUUGUCUAACCCAACCCCACUUCUUCUUCUUCACGGUUAUUUCUUUUUCGAUCCUAACCCAGAUCACAAAUCAUCCUAAUUUCUCCAUCUUCGUCGCCGUUCUCCUCUCCGAUGAGGCCCAUAAGGCUUCCAGAACCUCCCGGCCCAUCUCUGGGCGUGCCAGAGAUCUUCGAAGGUGGCGCUUACAGUGUAAUUCGAAGGGCUGUGAUUAUCGGUAAUGGGUUUCCGGGGUCCGAGAAUCAGAGCAUCGGAUUGGUCCGGGCUCUUGGCUUGGCCGAUAAGCAAGUGUUGUAUCGGGUGACAAGGCCAAGAGGAGGAAUAAAUGAAUGGCUUCACUGGCUCCCUGUUUCUCUUCACAAAAAGCUUGAUUACAUUAUAAGACAAUUACUUCUGCUAACAGUUCGACGGCGGAAACUUAUGCCUGUACCAAUGGAAAAUGGUGGCAGUGUCGGCUUAUCAUCUGUUUUAGAAGCUGAUGUGAAGCAGAUUGUGACCAUGGCUAGUGAGACAUAUGAAAAGGAAGGCCCUCUGUUAGUGGUUGCAUCUGGCAGGGACACCAUAUCUAUUGCAAGCUCCAUAAAAAAAUUAGCAGCUGAAAAUGUAUUUGUUGUUCAGAUACAGCAUCCAAGAUCACAGUUACAUAGGUUUGACUUAGUGGUUACCCCUCGUCAUGAUUACUAUCCUUUGACUCCUCAAGCACAGAAGCAGAUUCCCCGUUGUCUUCGCAAGUGGAUAACUCCCCUUGAACCUCCUGAUAAGCAUGUGGUCCUCACUGUAGGGGCUCUACAUCAAAUUGAUUCUUCUGCACUUCGGAGUGCAGCUAGUGCAUGGCAUGAUGAGUUUGCACCUCUUCCAAAGCCACUACUUGUGGUUAACAUUGGAGGGCCUACAAGUCACUGUCGAUAUGGUGUGGAUCUUGCCAAGCAGUUAUCAGCCUGUCUGCAUGGGGUUCUUGUGAGCUGUGGUAGUGUGAGAAUAUCUUUCUCAGAAAGAACUCCUGAGAAGGUAUCCAAUGUCAUAGUGAAAGAACAUAUGGAUAAUCCAAAAGUUUAUAUAUGGGAUGGUGCAGAACCAAAUCCACACAUGGGACAUCUAGCUUGGGCUGAUGCUUUUGUUGUCACAGCAGAUUCAGUGAGUAUGAUAAGUGAGGCUUGCAGCACAGGCAAGCCUGUAUAUGUCAUUGGAGCUGAGCGUUGUACAUGGAAGUUCUCAGAUUUCCAUAAUACUCUGAGGGAACGAGGAGUGGUUCGACCAUUUACGGGUAGCGAAGAUAUAUCAGAAAGCUGGAGCUACCCACCCCUUAAUGACACGGCAGAAGCAGCUAUUAAGGUGCGUGAAGCACUUGCCGAGCGUGGAUGGAGAUUGCGGCCAUAAGGAACUGUUUGACUAUAGUUGUAGGCCCAUUGCUAAAUAACUUUUUUUUCAAAGGUGCAGACUUCUGAAAAUUAAGUUUGUUCUUAUACAACAUAUAGGAGAACAAAUCAUUGAUAGCUUAAUUCUUUGCCCCUCAGGGGUUCUGAGAUGAAAAGAUGUGCAGAAUAAAUAUGAGCUCCACACUGCGGCUUGUAAAAUAGAAAGAGGCAGAUAUGUAUCUUGCAGCCAUGCUGGAAGCCAUUUUAAAGAGUGGGUUUUAGUGAAAAAGGUUGUUUUUGUGCUGCAAAUUUUUGUGGAUCUGAACUUAUGCUUUAUCCACUUGGUGUUUUGAUGUUGAUUUGUUGAUUCACACUUCUCAAAGGAAGGCCAAAUUGAUGAAAUGGGCAAUGCUGUCAUUUUAUUUGUUUCUUUGUUUAUGUUUAUGGUGGACGCCAAAUAACUCCCUAAUGAAGCAGGUAAAUGAUGGUACCUGGCCCUUGUUAGUGGGCUGAGAAUCUGAGAUAUUGUAUGUACAGUAUGAAUCUGAAUAGCAUAUUGUUUUUGUUUUCUUUUAAUGUGUAAAAGUUAUAUGUGAAAUUGGCUGCUUCUUUUUUUGGCCCAAUCUUAUUAUUUAUUCAUUUUGGUGGUGGGAUAUGGCAUCA
Messenger RNA from Vitis riparia (riverbank grape), 2065 nucleotides. RefSeq names its product mitochondrial fission protein ELM1. The record is from RefSeq and is a predicted model, not a curated record. Gene Ontology annotation, cellular component: mitochondrial outer membrane. Gene Ontology annotation, biological process: mitochondrial fission. The transcript has 10 exons. Bases 162 to 1424 code for a protein of 420 amino acids. NCBI's taxonomy places the organism in Eukaryota, Viridiplantae, Streptophyta, Magnoliopsida, Vitales, Vitaceae.